AUGCUUUUCCUCUUCGCGUGUCUGUCAGUUCCACUAACCGUUUCGUUUCGUUUCAAGUCUGCUAGUAGAUUAGCGAAGAUCGGACCUUCUUCGAUUCUUCAUUUCUUCGCUGCCGACUGUAUUGCUUCAGAGGCAGUUUUCCUUUCUUUUUUACAAGAAUUCAUGGAUUUCUCGGCGAAUGAGAGGUCACUCGCUUCAUCAACCUGCUUGAGCUCUUCUUCGGGGCCUCGUUACGAACGUCGCUCACCAUCACCUUCCCUCCCGUCAUUUGUCCAUUAUAAUCCCUCACGCAUUAGCGCACACGCACGCAUACAGACCCCCUAUCCUCGCCAUUUUCUUCUCUUUUUCUUUCUCCCUUUUGUAAUCUAUCCAUCACCCUUACGUACUCACGCACACAUAUUUACAAACCAACCCAACAUCUAUCAAGUUUCUUUCUUUUACGUCUUCUCUUACACGCACACAGGAGGAAAAAUUGGUAAUUUAAUCCCGAAAAGAUUUUUAUCGCUGGUAAUAUUUUUAUCUAUCUAUCUAUCUAUCUAUCUAUCUAUCUAUCUAAUUUUUUUAUCGCUGGUAAUCUAUCUAUCUAUCUAUCUUGAUCUCUUCAUUCUAUCUCUUUCUCUUGGUCUCUUCAUAUCUAUCUAUCUAUCUAUCUAUCUAUCUAUCUAUCUAUCUAUCUAUCUAAGUAUAUAA
This is a messenger RNA of Acanthosepion pharaonis, 690 nucleotides long. Lineage: Eukaryota; Metazoa; Mollusca; Cephalopoda; Sepiida; Sepiidae. The record is from the annotation of a GenBank genome assembly.